GCUAGAGUAAUAUAAAUGGAUCCAUAAACCACAAAGCCUUUUCCCCAUCUGGACUUCUUGCUAGGGUUGAAGCGCAGCCCCCCAAAACCACAUUAUUCAUAUAUCGAUGGAUAACCCGAGAAACAGCAAUGAGCCGCCCAAUGUGGGUUCGCAGCAGAUGAUUAUUAAGAGUAGACCGAAGAAAUCCAUGGUUUGGGAACAUUUUACAACCGAAACUAGUGAUACUGAAUCUGAAUGUACCCGGGCCCGUUGUAUGCUAUGCAAGAAACUGUUUGCGUAUAUUUCGGGCAAAAAGGUAGCCGGGACUAGUCACCUUAAACGGCAUAUUACAAAGGGUAUCUGCCCCAUGAUUAGAAAUAAUAUGAGAAGCGAUCAAACUACGCCAAUCGUCUCUCUUCCCGCCAUUACAGGCCCUCAAGAUGACAAUAGCCCGUCAAGAAAACGCCGUAAAAGCACUCCAGGAUCGACAUCGGUUUCCAUUUAUCAAGAUGAGUUCAGACAGCUUAUUGCAAAGAUGGUUAUUAUGCAUGGAUAUCCACUUAACAUAGUCGAAUGUCCCGCCUUUUUGAAUUGUGUAAAAUCGCUUCAACCGAAAUUUCCCAUUUUGCCCCUUCAUGUCGUUGAAAGCGACUGUUUGGCGUUAUACCAACGGGAAAGACAAACUGUUUUGAAUCUCGUUAGCAGCAGCGCUGGUCGGAUUAACCUCUGUCUUGAAUCGUGGGCCACAGAUCAAAGCGUCGCGUAUGUCCUCAUAACGGGCCAGUUUAUAGACGAUGAUUGGAAACUUCAUCGAAGGAUUCUUUCGGUUGUUUUAUUACCGUUUCCUGACUCAGAAUCUGCUCUUAAUCAAGCUGUUUGUUCUUGUAUUACCAAUUGGAACUUGGAGAACAAGUUACUUGCGGUUACUCUCGAUGAAUCUUUUGCAAACGAAGCCGCAAGAAAAAGUUUAAGAAAUCUAUUGUCUGUCAAGAAUCCGUUGGUUCUUAACGAUAACUUCCUGAUCGGGAGUUGUUAUGCGCGAGUUUUAUGUCAUCUCGCACAAGAUGCUUUAGGGGUGUUAUCGGAAACCGUUAAAAAAGUUCGUGAUAGUGUUAAGUAUGUGGUGACGGUAAAUUCUUCGCAAGAACGAUUUAACGAUCUCAAGCUUCGACUUCAGGUACCGAGUACGAAAAGUCUCGUACUCGAUGACCAAAGUCAAUGGAACACAACUUAUCAUAUGUUGGUAGCUGCAAGUGAGUUAAAAGAGGUGUUUUCUUGUUUCGAUACGUUCGACUCAAAUUACCAAAUUACCCUCACGAUGGAUGAAUGGAAACAAGUUGACAUUCUUUGUACAUUCUUGAAACUGUUACUUGAUGCAGCUAAUCUUUUAACGGGCCCGUUGUAUCCAACGACAGAUGCGUUUUUCCAUGAGGCGUGGAAAAUACAACUCGAGCUUAAACACGCAUCGACGAGUGAUGACGCGUUUAUUAGAAAGUUGACCAGGUCAAUGCACGAAAGAUUCGACGAAUACUGGAACAACUGCUAUUUAGUAUUUUCGAUCGCUGUUGUUAUGGACCCGCGUUUUAAAAUGAAGCGUGUGGAAUUCAGUUUUGCUAGAAUUUACCAUGAAGAUGCGGACCGCUGGAUUAAAGCUGUGAGCGACGGUGUUCAUGAACUGUUUCUCGAUUAUCUUGUGCAAAUGCUUCCUCCGCCUACUUUCGUCGUUGACGAAAACUGUUCUCUUACGACCGACACGCUUCAAGAAGAACAAACAAGUCUUCAUUGUGAAACAGUGAAAACCGAGGCUCCUGAAAAUGAAAUACUUCUUUCGACAAGUGACGGCCUUUCUGAUUUCGAUGUUUAUAUAUCAGGAAUCGCAAACCAUCAGUACAUGAAGCCGGAACUUGAUGAGUACUUAGAAGAAUCGGUAUUACCUCGGAUGCAAGAGUUUGAUGUUUUGGGCUGGUGGAAACUAAACAGAAGAAAGUAUCCAACUUUAUCGAAAAUGGCUUGUGAUAUAUUGUCGAUUCCGAUUUCUACAAGUUUUCAAGACUCGGUUUUCGCUACGACCCGUAACAAGAUGGAUAAAUAUCGAUGUUCGUUAAAACCGUCGUUCCUCGAAGCACUUGUUUGUGCAAAAGAUUGGCUGCAACAUGGAAAUUCUUGAGUAGUAUAUGCAGUAAUCUUUUUGGUAUACUUUGAUUUUUGGUAUAAUGUAAAUCAUUUUCUUGGAUAUCUUUUAUAGUUCUACUAUUCAUGCUGAAUUUGUUUCUACCAUUUUUA
Messenger RNA from Helianthus annuus (common sunflower), 2262 nucleotides. RefSeq names its product zinc finger BED domain-containing protein DAYSLEEPER-like. Lineage: Eukaryota; Viridiplantae; Streptophyta; Magnoliopsida; Asterales; Asteraceae. Gene Ontology annotation, molecular function: protein dimerization activity; DNA binding. The record is from RefSeq and is a predicted model, not a curated record. The transcript has 2 exons. The coding region runs from base 107 to 2146 and encodes 679 amino acids.